AAUACAGAUUCCUUUGCAUUUUGUUUUUUAAAGUAAUCCCAUUACUCAUUACUGAAAUUACUUUUAAGUUACUCCCUAAAACUGAUGGUUAUACUUUUACUAGGCUUUUACUUCUAAAUAUCUGGUUCAGUAUUUUUCAGAAUGUCCGUGACACUACUGUGGUAACAUUUCCCUGACAACAGAUUUUGGUACACGUCUUUCUGGGUUGAAUUUGCAGCUGUAGUCUUGGAAAUCGUUCAAACUUCAAGUGCGUAGCUGCAGUGUCGGCCUACAGCAAGAUCAGGCAGAAGAGAACAUGGAUCAUUGACUCCUUCACUAUAGAGGAAGAAUCUCCUGGCCCUUUCCCAUAUGUACUCGGCACUAUUAAUAUAGAGAAAAAAUAUUUAGUAAAUUUUCAACUCAGUGGCAGUGGUGUUGAUAUGGAACCCACAGGUUUGCUGAGCAUCAACAGUAAAACCGGUGAGGUCCUUGUGCAUAAAAAAGUCGACUUUGAGGCCUUUCCAGUCCUCAGGCUAAAGUUCGAAGCAAAGAAUGUCUCAAACAACAAAGUGGACACGAGGCUCGGCGUUGAGGUCAAGGUCCAGGAUAUUAAUGACCAUGCACCGGUUUUUAAACCUCUUAACUAUGAAAAAGCAAUCAAUGAAUCUGAACCUCAAGGUAAAUUGAUUCUGACGGUCUUUGCGUCAGAUGAUGACGAUGUAUCCACCAACAAUGGCACCUUCGAAUUCAGACUCGUCUCAGUCACCCCAAAAACAGAUAACAUUGAAUUUUAUAUAAAACAGAAUAUGGACAUAGGAAGUAUUUAUUUCAAAGGCUGCUUGGACUAUGAGAAAGCCCAGAAAUAUACCCUCCUGGUUGAAGCGAAAGACAACGGAGACAAAGUGCAGUUGUCCAGCACAAGCACAGUGGUCGUGAACAUCAUUGACCAAAAUAAUCACCUCCCUGAAUUCGCUGGUCACACAGGUCCUGGAAAAAUAAAAGAACGAGAGAGCGGAGUGGAAGUUCUGCGUGUACAGAUAAAAGACAAAGACACGGAAGGUUCACCAGCCUGGAAAGCUAAAUUUACUCUUCAUGGAGAUCGGGAAAACUAUUUUAAAAUCCAGACGGAUCCCAAAACUAAUGAAGGAAUUUUGACUGUUAUAAAGGCGAUGGAUUACGAGCAGCAAACUUCAAGAAACGUGUCAAUCAGUGUGGAAAAUGAGGUGCCCUACUUCUACUGUAAAGUGAAAAAUCCUACUUCGGAUGAUUUAUGGGAUGUAGAGACUUUAACUGAAAAGUCCACAAUGAUUGACGCUAAAGCUUUUCAGCUUUAUAACGCCACUAUCGCUAUCGAGGACGUCAACGACCCGCCAGAAUUUGUACCACCUGUUAAAGAAAUAAUGAUCAUGGAGAAUACAAAAGUUGGAACUCUUUUGGAAACCCUUACAGCCAGAGACCCAGAUAAUUCAUUUGGCAGCUCAUUUUACUUUGUUAAAGGAGAAGAUAAAGAUAACUGGGUGACUGUAGAUUCAAAGACUGGGCAGGUUUUUGCAGCCAAGGUUCUGGACAGAGAAUCACCAUUUGUGGAAAACAAUACCUACAGUGUCACUGUGUAUGUUGUGGACAAUGCUGAACCUCCACUGACAGGUACAGGGAUGGUGAUCAUCCAUCUAGGAGAUCAGAAUGAUAAUGUGCCGCAGUUGCAGAAGGCCAGUGAAAAAGUAUAUCUGUGUUUAUCAGACGAAGAAACUAUGACUAACAUCACUGCUGAAGAUCUGGAUCUUCCACCAUACAGUGAACCAUUCCACUAUGAGCUCCUGGGAGAUGUCAAGGGAAAUUGGAGAAUUGAACCGAACCCUGGAACGACCGUAAAUCUUAUCCGAGAGAAGAACGUACUUUCAGGCCGUUAUAUGCUUCAGAUCAAAAUAUUAGACAACCAAGGCUUCGGUUUGGUCCAAAACGUGUCCGUCACUGUGUGUGACUGCAGCAUCACACCAAACUGCCAUGUUCAAAGAUCCGUGUCUGCACAACCGAGUCUUAGUGCCAUUGGGAUCAUAAUCUUUGCUUUCUUGUUACUGCUAGUGUUCCUUCUAAUGGCUCUUUUGCUAUCGUGCAAACAACAGAAAGCUAUGAUCCCAAGUGAUGAUGCUCCUGACUGGUAUCUUAUUAACUCCAACAUUGAGACACCUGGAACAGAUUGCAAGUUGCCACCUAAAGCGUUUCAAAUGGACAUGAGUGAGAACAACAUGAAGACAUCCAAAUAUGUUGAAGCUCAAAAUGGGAUUUCCACUAAGGAGUUACUGGUUCACAACGGCUUUGGAUCAUCCAGUGAACAACAAAUCAUUAGGAGAUCUCUCCGACGGAGUUCGACAAGACGUUCUUACAGACAGAUGAACAAUUACGACAUGACGCAAUCAAUGAGCAGAAACUAUUCCACUUACUACUCAGAUGACCUUCAUAUGAGAGAAGCAUUGUUGAUCCAGCUUGAUCAUAGCCUCCUCCAACUCCAGAACCCACAAGAGGAGCUUGGUGAUUAUAAACCACACUGCUAUGCAGACGAAGGAGAACUCGAGACGGACCCAAACCUUGAUACCCUCUCCUUUCCUGAGACAGAUUUCAAUCUAGACAUCUUUACAAAUUUAGAUAUCCAAUUCAACAAAUUGGCAGCUGUGUGCAGACCUGAUCUAAUGUCAUAGUAUGAGAAAACACUGAAACAUUAAUAAUCGUUAAAUAUUUUAGCUCGCUCUUCGUGAGCAGCUUAAGGUUAGUGUUGUAAGUUUGAAAGGCACUGACAUAUGUAGGUUAUUCUGAAUUAGCAUACCUACCUCAUGUAUGGAUGGACGGAAAGAUGGGCACCUGUUUGACCGGUUUGCUUCCACUUCCUACAAACUUGCAUAUCGUCAAUGUCAGGUGGAAUCCUCGUAUCUCCAAAACCGUUAUCUUUCAGGAAAUGAAAACAAUAUAUUUGAACUGGCUACUCAACAUCGCUCCUAGGUUUUGUUUUAUAUGAGUGUGGGUACAGUAUGUGUGUGUGAACUAACAUCCAACCCAGGAUGAGACCCUGGUUGGGUUAAGGCACUUACUGAAGAUAAAAGAAUGAUGGGAACAAUAUUUUUUUAAAGAAAACAGCAUUGGUUGCAGCUAUAAUUGGGUUGUAUUGUAUCUUAAGUUCUGUGUUAGUAGUUGGUGGAAGAUUUUUUUUAACUCAAAGUACUUAUAAUUUUACUGGGAAAGACCUAAGAAUUUUUUUGGAGAGGAAUUUAUUUUAUGAUAAUUAAACAUAUUAAAGGUGUAAUGCAAUACCACUAACGGUAUCUGUGUAGCGAUGUAAAUAUCUGCAUCUGUAUUCAGAUCUGAACCGCUGCCAGAAUGUAGCUUUGUAGCUGGGACACAGUGCUGCGGUGAGUCAGAACGGUGUCCUUUAAGCAGCAUUUCAUUAAAAUGUCCACGGAUAUUCUAAAAAGAUUUUCUUUUAAAAACAACGGAGAACAUGUAUAAUGUCGCUUGGAAGUUUGUGAACCCUUUAGACAUUUUUAGAUAUCUGCAUAUAUAUGGGGGGCACGGUGGCUUAGUGGUUAGCAUGUUCGUCUCACACCUCCAGGGUUGGGGGUUCAAUUCCCGCCUCCGCCUUGUGUGUGAGGAGUUUGCAUGUUCUCCCCGUGCCUCGGGGGUUUCCUCCGGGUCCAAAGACAUGCAUGGUAGGUUGAUUGGCAUCUCUGGAAAAUUGUCCCUAGUGUGUGAUUGCGUGAGUGAAUGAGAGUGUGUGUGUCCUGCGAUGGGUUGGCACUCCGUCCAGGGUGUAUCCUGCCUUGAUGCCCGAUGACGCCUGAGAUAGGCACAGGCUCCCCGUGACCCGAGGUAGUUCGGAUAAGCGGUAGAAGAUGAGUGAGAGUGCAUAAAUAUGACCAUAAACAUCAGAUUUUCAGACUUGCUCAUUUUUUAUAUUCAGGAAAAUGUAUUAAUAUUAUAUAUCUGUGAGAGGGACAAGUGUAAGGUCAAAUUCGAGUCCAUCUGAUUUUGGUCAACGAGAAGACAAUCAGGUCUCUGUGAGGGUCCUAUUUUAUUUAAAGAACAGAGAUGUAUCAAAAUCUGACGUUCAUGUCGUGAGUUUGUGGAAGAGGAUCAUUGAAGAUUUCUGAGGACUUGAGAAAAAGAGUUAUUGUUGCUCAUCAGGUUGGAAAAGGUUCUAAAGAGUUUGGACCAUUGGUACUUUCUUAGAAGCGGUCAACCAGCUAAGAUCACUCCAAAAGAAAGACAUGUGACAGUCUGUUGAGUCAGAAAGGAAUACAGAGGGGAACUUCUAAUCAACUAAAUGCCUCGUUUACUUUGGCUUAUGUUAACGUUCAUGAGUCUGUCAUCAGGUGAACACUGAACAACUUCGGUGUGCAGGACAGAGUCACAAGGAGAAAGUCUCUACUCUCCAAAAAGAACAUUGCUGACCAUGAAGUUUGCUAAAGAUCAUGUGGACAAGCCAGAAGACAUUUUGUUUUAAAUAUGAAGAAUUAUUUUUGGAGAAAGGAAAAUGCUGAAUUCCAGCAUAAGAACCUUAUACCGUCUGUGAAACAUGGUGGUGGUAGUAUCAUGCUUUGGGCCUGUAUCGCUGCAUCUGGGCCAGGGCAGUUUGCACCAUGAAUUCAGAAUUAUUCCAGUGAUCUCUAAAUGAAAAUGGCAAGACAUCUGUCCAUGAACUGAAUCUAAAAAGAAUGGGUCAUACAUCAAGACAACGAACACAUGCACUCUGUACCAAAGGAUGAAGAACAAAGAGGAACACAGAUGAUGUUUUAGAAUGGCCAAGUCAAUGUCCUGACUUUAAUCCAAAAGAAAAAUUGUGAAAGAGCCUGAAGCAACUAGUUCAUAUGAGGACACCCAAUAAAAUCUGAGUGUUGAAGCUCUUCUGUACUGUGGAAUGGAAGAAAAUUCUUCUAAGCUGUUGCGCAGAACCGAUGAAAAGUUACUGGACAAUUUACUUAGUUAUUGCAGCACAAGGACUCACAACAGAUACCGAACGCAAAGGUUCACGUACUUGGAGUCACAGACAUGUAAUGCUGGAUAAUUUUUCUCAAUAAUUAAAUGAAGAAAUAUAAUAUUGUUGGCUGGUUUGUUUGAUUGUGUUCACUUUGUUUUCUUUUAGGACUUUUGUGAAAAUCUGAUGAUGUUUUUUUGUCUUAUUCAUGCAGAAAUAUAGGAAUUUCUAAAGGGUUCACAAACUUUCAAGCAACACUGUAUAUUUCACACCAAUAAAAAAAUGAACAAUAAAAAAAUACUUUUGUAAAACUGUUGUGUUGAACAUUACAUGGUCUACGUGGGCUAUGAGAGAAUUAGAUCUAUACAUAAAACGUGAAAUAAUGAAUGUCAAGAUUCAAGCCCAGUUUGUGCAGAUAUAAUAAUAAUAAUAAUAAUAAUAAUAAUAAUAAUAAUAAUAAUAAUAAUAAUAAUAAUAUUUCCAUGGACUCACUUCCAUCAGAGAAUAGAAGCAUUAAGAUGAGUCAGUGAUACAGACACAUUUAGAACAAUUACACAAGAAAUGAUCAUUUUUAAAUUAUAGCCCUCAACUGCUCAGCUGUGUUAAGACUGGAUUCAUAUGUAAAUUGUUUUGGAUAUGUGUCUGCAAAAUAAAUAAAAGUCUUUUUAAAUGUA
This is a messenger RNA of Tachysurus vachellii, 5616 nucleotides long. It is a transcript of the gene cdh26.2, whose product is annotated as cadherin 26, tandem duplicate 2. The coding region runs from base 420 to 2675 and encodes 751 amino acids. The transcript has 18 exons. Lineage: Eukaryota; Metazoa; Chordata; Actinopteri; Siluriformes; Bagridae. The record is from RefSeq and is a predicted model, not a curated record. Gene Ontology annotation, biological process: cell morphogenesis; calcium-dependent cell-cell adhesion; multicellular organism development. Gene Ontology annotation, molecular function: cadherin binding; calcium ion binding. Gene Ontology annotation, cellular component: plasma membrane; adherens junction; catenin complex.